This is a messenger RNA of Nakaseomyces glabratus, 1389 nucleotides long. It is a transcript of the gene MST1, whose product is annotated as threonine--tRNA ligase MST1. Gene Ontology annotation, cellular component: cytoplasm. Gene Ontology annotation, molecular function: threonine-tRNA ligase activity; ATP binding. NCBI's taxonomy places the organism in Eukaryota, Fungi, Ascomycota, Saccharomycetes, Saccharomycetales, Saccharomycetaceae. The record is from RefSeq and is a predicted model, not a curated record. Gene Ontology annotation, biological process: mitochondrial threonyl-tRNA aminoacylation.
AUGCUUUGCAAUAGUGUUGGGCGUAUACCGGUCAAACCGGUCACUAAUUCAGUCGUGCUUAUAAGGGCGAACUCCAAACUAGCUAAGAAAGAUUCAGACUCCAGGCUAACUUUACUUCAGGAAGUUUCCAACAGGCAACGGUUAUUUAUUACAGAUCAGAUCACUCCAGGUUCUGCGUUUUUCCUACCAAAUGGUACUAAGAUAUACAAUAAGUUGGUCUCUUUUAUGAAAACUCAACAAAAACAUCUAUUCGGAUUCAAGGAAGUCAUAACACCAUUGAUUUAUAGGAAGUCGCUAUGGGAGCAGUCAGGGCAUUGGGAGAAUUACAAAGAAGAUAUGUUUAGAGUAGAAGGUAAUGACCUUACAAAGGAAGAAUAUGGUUUAAAGCCGAUGAAUUGUCCUGGUCAUUGUGUAAUAUUUAACAGGUUUGAUCAUUCCUAUAAUGACUUACCAAUCAGAUAUUCAGACUUCUCACCUUUACAUCGUAAUGAAGCUUCUGGAGCACUUUCGGGUCUCACAAGAGUCCGCAUGUUUCAUCAAGAUGAUGGCCAUAUAUUUUGUACUCCAGAUCAAGUCGAAGUAGAGAUUCUUAAUUGCUUAAAGCUUGUAGAUAUGUGUUAUACAAAGGUUUUUCCUAUUUCUGGUGAGCAAAGUAAGAGCAAAGAUAGCUAUGAGAUUCAUUUAUCGACAAGACCAGAACACUACAUUGGUGAACUUGAGAGUUGGGAUCAUGCUGAGGAGGUAUUAAGGUCAGUUUUAGAAAAGUCUAGUAAGCCAUGGAAAUUGAACGCAGGAGAUGGUGCGUUUUAUGGCCCCAAACUGGAUAUUAUGGUGAAGGAUCAUCACGGAAAGCAACACCAAGUGGCGACUAUACAACUAGAUUUUCAACUACCACAAAGAUUUAAUCUGAGGUAUAAGGAUCGUGACAACAGUUAUAAAAGACCAAUUAUGAUUCAUAGAGCAGUGCUCGGUUCUGUAGAACGCUUUAUGGCUAUGUUAGUUGAGUCAAAUGGUGGUAAGUGGCCCUUUUGGUUGAACCCCAAUCAGGCAAUUGUAAUACCUUUGAAUACGAAUAAUGAGGAGCAAGUAAAGAUGGCUAAGCAAUUACAUGACAAGUUACGUGGCAAAUUAGAAAUUGAAGAUAACCUAAAGCCAGUACCAAUUUCUCAUGUAUCAUACAAUGCUGACAUUGAUAUAAGGGCAGAACCGGUUGGGUACCGUAUCAAGGAUGCCAUAACAAAGAAUUAUUCAUAUCUCAUCAUAGUUGGAGAUAAUGAGGUUAAAGCACAGAAAUUUAGCGUAAGAACGAGAGAAAAUAGGACCCCAGUUCUCAUGGAUACAAAUGAAAUCUUAGAGAAGUUCAAAGAUUUGGAGAGUAAUUAUAAAUAA